AGGUGCCGCCACCAUCUUCACUACAACCAUUAAUUGGGAAGUGUUUUGACAGGACAUCGGGCACUUUGUAUACUAUGUGCCCGGUGACCGACGACUUUUCAGUGUAAUCAAAUGAGUGGCCAUUCAACUUUCGUCAGGGAUUGUUGGGAUUACUAAAAGACAUAAGAGCCAGAACAUGCCGCAAGACUCGGCCACCAAACCAAGCAAAACGAAGGGAAUAAAGAACCUUGCUCGCGUUCUGAGUGACAAGGACUCCGACCUACCAUCUCCUUACGCCAAGAAUGACGACGGUGAAUCCGUGCUACCAUCGGCAUUCAGGGGCCGCCUGUACGAGCUGUUCGGCCAGAUCGAGAAAGAGUUCGAGUCGCUGUACGCCGAGAAUCUCGCACUGAAGGAGAAGGUGGAGACGCUGAGCGAGCAGCUGGGCGCCUGUUCCCUGCUGCCGGCCAGCGGCGCCCAUGAGUUGGCCGUCGACGCGCACGUGGCCGGGGAGCCCGCCUCCACCGCCGCCGCGGGGGCCAAGGCCACGGCCAAGGCCAAGAGGGAGUCCAUGACCGCAAGCCAGCUGUCACAGAAGAUAAAGAGCACCUACAAGUUGAAAGCUUCCACCAGUCGCAUUGUCUCAAGCUUCAAGACAUCCAGCCUUAGCUGUCAGCUGGCUGUGAGCUACUUUGGCCAUCGCGAUGGGGUCUGGGAGGUCAGCACAUCACGCUCUGGCCUUUUGGUCAUUGCAACAGCAUCCGCAGACCACACUGCCAGACUUUGGGACAUUCAGACGGGCCAGUGCAUUGUGCAGUAUGCGGGACAUGAGGGUUCGGUGAACUCUGUGCGCUUCCACCCAACCCAAGACCUGCUUGUGACAGCCUCGGGAGACCAGAGCGCCCACAUCUGGAGGGCUGCCACAUCGGCAGCUGCCGCUCUGGAUCUGGUGAAAGGGCAUUCAUCUGAAGAUGAGGUUGACCUUUCAGAAAAGGAGGAUGAUAUUGACUCUGCAAGCAAUGUUCUUGUGAUGAAAAGCCCUUUGACUGAGCUAACAGGCCAUAGCAGUGUUGUGAUAGCAUCCGACUGGUUGUCGGGUGGGGACCAGGUGAUCACUGCAUCCUGGGAUCGCACAGCCAAUGUCUACGACGUUGAGAAGGGAGAGCUUGUCAUUCAGCUUGUUGGCCAUGACCAAGAAUUGACCCACACCAGUGCACACCCGACGCAGCGUCUGGUGGUGACGUCCUCCAAGGACACGACGUUCCGCCUGUGGGACUUCAGGGAGCCAAUACACUCGGUCAGCGUGUUUCAGGGCCACACAGAGGCUGUCACCUCUGCCGUGUUCGCAUCGGCAGACAAGGUUGUGUCAGGAAGCGAUGACCGCACGGUUAAGAUCUGGGACUUGAAGAACAUGAGGUCACCGCUGACAACAAUCAGGCUGGACUCACCUGUUAACAGGCUUGCCAUCUCCAACCAGAAUGUCAUAGCCAUUCCGCAUGACAACAGGCAGGUCAGGCUGUACGACAUGUCUGGAGUUCGUCUUGCAAGGCUGCCCCGCAACAGCAGACAGGGCCACCGGCGCAUGGUGUGUGCUGCCGCCUGGCUCGACACAGACCAGGCCAAUGUCAAGGCGAAUCUCUUCACCUGCGGCUUUGAUCGCAACACUCUGGGCUGGAAUGUUGGUGUACCUUCCAAGGAGGAGUGCAAGGCCAGCCUUCUGAAGGCCAACUGAGAGAUCGAAAGCUCUCCAGAUUCCUUUUGUUUCUUGCUCUGUUCCCCCACACGUUCCCAUGGGCCAGUAUGAAAUCUGCCACAGCACGUAGAGGGUGCAGAAAACUUUGUCCCGAAAACAGGGCUACCUAUCGCAAGCAGUGGUGAACAUAUCAGGUGCGGGAUGUCUGCGUGCAGAUGGCAGGAACAACUUCAUAAUUUGCGUGGCGAGCCUGGCGCCACGUUGGACAUUAUUCUCGUCUGUUGAAUUUAGUGUAAAAGAAACUUUCAUUUUUUUCCCCUUUUUUUCAUGCAAAAAUACUUAUGCUGUAAGAAAGUGCUGUUGAGCAGCACAUUAUUGUUUUUCGGUGUUGGUUUAUGAACAUCCUCCAUUUUUUUUUACAUUUUUUUUUCACACAAUAAGCAUGAAUUUUAAUUUAGCUGUGAAUUCUGUACAACAAGUGGGGAUAGCCCUGGCAUAAAACAAAAGCAAAAACAGCAAGCGUCAUGUACAAAGGACCCUUGUACUGACGUACCGUUGCACUCCUCCUUCGUAGACUUGGAUCAAGGCUUGACGAGUCUGCGAUUUGGACUUCACAGUGUCGCGAGCUUAGGUGCAGUUGGCUGUAAGCCAGGCACAGGGAGUGUUAAAUACCGUCAGUCUUGCAUUUCUUUUCAGCUCCAAUUGUGGAAUGUACAAUGUAUACAACAGAGAAAAGACGAGGCUUGUUGCAAUAAUACUAAUCUUUUCAUUUGAGUAGCAAUGAUGAGCUCAGUUGUCGUGACACGCAUUCUCGUGUGAGUUACCAAAGGAGAGUUCAAGUGAUUUGCGAACACAGUUAAUGUUUUAGGCAUCUGUUUUCUCUGUACAGUUUUGACACUUGUUUUAUUUGGUUUAUAAAAAGUUGCAUUACAUGCAGAGGUUGUUGUGGAUGUUUAUCCUACUGGCAGUGUCCAUAAGUGAGCAGCUGUUACUAGCCCGUUGUCUCCAAAGCACUACACUGCUUAAUAGUAAUAGUAAGUACUAUUACUAGACUUGACAGACUUGCACUUGCUCUGUCUUACCCAAUGCAUUUCAUUCGAGAAGUCCCCCAACCACGUGAAUGAUUCCGCAAGGCCAACUAAGACAAUAACUUGUUGUGAACCACACAAACUUGCAUUUCUUCAUGUUACAGCCUAUGGCAUAUUCAAAAUUUGCAUCCACCAAUUUACAGGCUGGUUCUUUUUUGCGCCAUUAGCAAUUCGCCCUAAAGUUCAGUUGUUUUCAGUUAAUGUGUAUUGCGAGUGACACACUUUGCAAGUGUGACUCAAUGUGGCCACGUAAAUAUCAUUCAAGUUGACUGAUUUCAUCGGAAGGUGCCAUAUCAAGAAUGUGCGACGACUGUGAUGUGGCCCUGGACAUGCUAGCUUUGUGGUUAUGCUUCUUCUGGCUUUAGAGUAGCCUGUUGUCUUUAGCAAAUGUCUAAGUUGAAUUGAUUUCCGUAAAGUAGCCUUCAAGUACUCCCAUGUGGUAUGGUCCCCUGUUGGAUGUCAAGUUCGUCUAGCCAGAGUUUUUUCUCUUCAGGACCCAAUCCCAGACUACUAAAUACGUUGCGCUGAUCAGCUAAAAGAACAAAACUGCGCUUUCUUUUCCUUUCGAUGUGCUAAUCUCACUUCUCCUAUUUCUAUAUAGUCUUGUAACAAGUGGUCCAGUGUGCUAUUCAUUAUUUACUUGGAAAAAUGUCACUUUGCGAGUUGUUUUACAAAGUUAAUCAUAAACUAGUGACAUUCCAUCCGUGAACUGUCCUGGCUGCCCUGUUUUUUUAGUGUCCAUACAUAUGUAGUUUGGUGUCGGCUUUCGUCACAUAUGAUGUGUUGAUGUAAAUAGUAUCUAAAUGAUCUGUUAGAAAUGUGUGUGCAUAUGUGCAUGCGAUGUAUCCACUCUGUUCUAGUCUCCUUGUACAGGCACAGUUGAAAAAGACAGUUGUAUAGACUUUUACCAAAAACCUUGUUUAUUGCUUUUUUUUUCUUGCCUUAUUUGUCCAGAAAACAAUUGGCGUCUGGAUUCUGACACAACCGUUUCAAGCAUGUUAGCAACCCUGUACACUUAUUAAAGACAUCUUGCGACCUUUUCA
Messenger RNA from Dermacentor albipictus, 3803 nucleotides. RefSeq names its product WD repeat domain 37 (gene Wdr37). Gene Ontology annotation, molecular function: protein binding. Lineage: Eukaryota; Metazoa; Arthropoda; Arachnida; Ixodida; Ixodidae. The record is from RefSeq and is a predicted model, not a curated record.